CUUGUGAAGCAAGUGGUCCCUUCUGAUAAGAGCUUUUAUGAGAAAUACGCAGGAAUAUUUCACUUUCGAUUCUGGAGAUUCGGAAGAUGGUACGAUGUAGUGAUAGAUGACCGCCUCCCAACUCUUAACGGGGCAUUGCACUCCACUAAAGCACCAAACAAUGUUUUCUGGCCAGCUCUGUUAGAUAAGGCGUACCUUAAAUUUCUGUACGGUGGUUACAUAAACAACUAUUAUUUUAUUUACGAAGUUUUGCAGGAUUUCACUGGUGGAGUAGUAGAGCACAUUGAUCUUAGGUGUCUUCCCAAAUCAUUUGAAAAUACUUUACUCAAGGCUUUCGCAAGACAAUCGCUCAUAGGUUGUGCGAGUUCUGCCAAUGAAGUCAAAACUCCUCAAGGUCUAGUCAGAGAUCAUGCAUACGCAAUGACUGGUGCAAGAUUUGUUAAUGUUCCUGGGCGUGGAGAAGUUCUUUUGAUUCGUCUCAGAAAUCCUUGGGGAAGUUUUGAGUGGAAUGGCGCAUGGAGCGACGGAUCAAAGGAGUGGGAAUUACUCCCUAAAGCUCUCAAGGAAGAGUUAGCAGUGGUUAACCGCGAAGAUGGAGAAUUUGUGAUGGAAUUUUCAGAUUUUGUUUCAAACUUCGCGUAUGUUGAUAUUUGCCAUUUGAGUCCAAACGUACAUUUAAACGUGUUUGGACAGAACACAGAAGUCAGACAGUGGCACUUGGAUAUGGUCAAGGGCAGUUGGAUAAAAGGUGUGACAUCUGGAGGAUUUGAAUCCCUGCAUGAGAAUCCCCAAAUAUGGUUCACGUUAAGCGAAGCGGACGGUGACAACGACGGUAACUGCACCGUGCUAAUUGCGUUGCUACAAAAAACAACUAGACUUAAGUUCUUAAAACUCGGGUUUAAGGUUUACCAUAUUUCUGACUUAAAUCAACCCGCAUUGGAGCAAGACUUUUUAAAAAACAACCAACCAGUUGGCUCAGUAGACCUAACCUACAUACGUGAAGUAGUAGGUAGGUAUGAGAUUAGGCCAGGAACCAAUUGCGUAAUUCCUUUUACCAAAAAGGGAAUAAGUGGAGAUUUUUUUUUUGAGAAUUUAUACGGAAAAGAAACCUCUAAUUAUGUACUCAGAUUCUAGUACUAAAGUAGGUCUUUCACCGGAAGAUGUGCCACCCAGUGAUGCACCAGUGUCACAAAGAACAACAGACACUAUUAAAGACUUCAAAAUGGACCAAUCAAGUACAGAUUAUUUCCACAAGGUGUCUGGCCCUAACAAGGAAGUUGAUUGGAAAGAUUUGAAGAAAAUUUUAGAUUUCGGUUUGAAGAAGAGAGUUUCCCCAGCUCAUAAUAGUGACGGUUGGGGACAUUUUCUUUUUGACGCUGCGACUUGUAUAUCCAACAAAGUCUUGGAACCAACUUUUUUAGGAAGUACUCUAGGAGAGACGACGGGUGGUUAUUCAUAUGAUCUUUGUAGAAGUAUGGUGGCUCUACUGGACACAGACCUUUCAGGGAAGCUGGAGUAUAAUGAAUUCCAAACUUUGUGGAAUAUGAUUAAAACGUGGGAAUCAAUUUACGAAUUGUACAGCGAUAAGGCCACAGGAUUUUUAAACUCGUCAAGUGUUCAAAGUGCUUUGGAAGCUCUUGAUUUCAGUUUUAGUCACCAGAUACUCAGUAGUUUAAUACGAAAAUACGCGACAAGGGACGGCUACAUAUCAUUUGAAGAUUUUAUGCAUUGUGCUAUAAAAAUAACGACUAUGAUAGAUUUUUUCAAAACCAAAGAUGAAAAUACGUCUAAAAAAAUACUUCUUACUUUUGAGGAGUUAAUAGGAAAAGCACUUUAUUCCUGAUUUCACAAAAGUGCAUACCUGUCCUGUAAUGAAA
This is a messenger RNA of Macrosteles quadrilineatus (aster leafhopper), 1877 nucleotides long. RefSeq names its product calpain-A-like. The annotation marks the transcript as partial. Lineage: Eukaryota; Metazoa; Arthropoda; Insecta; Hemiptera; Cicadellidae. The record is from RefSeq and is a predicted model, not a curated record. Gene Ontology annotation, biological process: proteolysis. The transcript has a single exon. Gene Ontology annotation, cellular component: cytoplasm. Gene Ontology annotation, molecular function: calcium-dependent cysteine-type endopeptidase activity.